AUGGCGACUGAAGAGAAGGAGGUGGCCGUUGCGGAGUCUAUAAUUGUAGAUAUCCAGAAGAAGAUCACGGAUGCUUUUGAGGUCUUUGAUCAUGAAUGCAAUAAAACUGUGGAUGUCAGAGAGAUUGGCACAAUUAUUAGGUCACUAGGUUGCUGUCCAAGUGAGGGGGAUCUACAUGAUAUGCUUGCAGAGGUGGAAGAAGAAGAACCAACUGGAUUUAUUCGUCUGGAAAAAUUUCUUCCUAUGAUGACUAGAAUAUUAAUGGAAAGAAGAUACCGGCCAAUUCCAGAAGAUAUUCUUUUACGUGCAUUUGAGGUUUUAGAUCAAAAUAAAUGUGGACAUCUUACUAAAGAGGAGUUGGUGAAGUAUAUGACUGAAGAAGGUGAGCCUUUUACUCAGGAAGAAAUGGAGGAAAUGCUCUCUGCUGCUGUGGAUCCUGAAACAAAUACUGUGCGCUACAAAGAUUAUAUUUCAAUGAUGGUUGUGGAUGAAAACUAA
Molecule: messenger RNA, 498 nt
Organism: Gekko japonicus
Lineage: Eukaryota; Metazoa; Chordata; Lepidosauria; Squamata; Gekkonidae
Gene: EFCAB2
Product: EF-hand calcium binding domain 2
Exons: 7
Coding region: 1-498 (165 amino acids)
Molecular function (GO): calcium ion binding
Source: RefSeq, a predicted model, not a curated record